This is a messenger RNA of Pistacia vera, 1089 nucleotides long. Its product is annotated as ADP-ribosylation factor-like protein 8c. Gene Ontology annotation, biological process: protein transport. The coding region runs from base 141 to 695 and encodes 184 amino acids. Gene Ontology annotation, molecular function: GTP binding; GTPase activity. The record is from RefSeq and is a predicted model, not a curated record. NCBI's taxonomy places the organism in Eukaryota, Viridiplantae, Streptophyta, Magnoliopsida, Sapindales, Anacardiaceae. The transcript is spliced from 6 exons.
UAAUUUUAACCCCUUUAUUUUUAAUUUUUACUCAUUUAUUCAACCAAAUGAGUGAAUGACGCUACACAACAACAUACCCAAGCCCCUUCGCUCUUUCUUCCCACUUUCCUUCUUUUCCCCCUCAGUCCUUUUCUCUCCAGAUGGGUUUCUUCGAUUCUCUUCUCAAUUGGCUCCGAAGCUUAUUCUUUAAGCAGGAGAUGGAACUUUCCCUUGUUGGCCUUCAAAAUGCAGGAAAGACAUCUCUUGUUAAUUCAAUUGCUACAGGAGGCUAUAGUGAGGACAUGAUUCCAACUGUUGGGUUUAAUAUGCGAAAAGUUACAAAGGGUAAUGUUACAAUAAAGCUAUGGGAUCUUGGAGGGCAACGAAGGUUUCGUACUAUGUGGGAGCGUUACUGUCGUGGGGUCUCUGCUAUCCUAUAUGUGGUUGAUGCUGCGGACAGAGACAGUGUUCCCAUAUCUCGAAGUGAGUUGUUUGACCUAUUGACGAAACCUUCUUUAAGUGGAAUCCCUUUACUUGUUCUUGGCAACAAAAUCGACAAGUCAGAAGCUCUUUCCAAACAAGCUUUAGUGGAUCAGCUAGGCCUUGGAUCUAUAACUGAUAGAGAGGUGUGCUGCUACAUGAUCUCGUGCAAGGAUUCCGUAAACAUAGAUAUUGUGAUUGAUUGGCUUAUCAAGCACUCAAAAACUGCUAAAUGAAACAUGGUUUGAUGUUAAUCACAACUUGUAUCUUCUUGAAGAAUAUGAUGAAGGUGAAUUCCCCAAGCUUGAGACAGAACAAGUGUUGAAAACCUUCCUGGUGGAAUGUCAGCUCCCUUCUAUUUGGUUUUAGUUGUGCUCCAAAUAAGUGUUUUGUGCAGUGCUCAAACAAUCGAAUCAAAUCUUUCAUGCGUUAUAUUUAUUUCUUCUUUGUUGUGUGUAUAAUCAAAAUAGAAAGAGCGGGGGGUUAACCUGAUUAACUGUUUUUUGUUUAAAUGUACAAUUUGUACAUUACAUACUAACUGUAUAACCUGCAACUGGCACAGCUGAGCAUAUAGGAAACAUAUGCCGGGCACUGUGUAAGAUUGAUAUUAGAAAGAGAACGGUUCCUGAA